UCCGGUUCUCCCAUCCUCAGUAGCACUCAGCUCAGUAGGACUUCAGGUUCGGGUGGAGUAGAGACAGAGAAGCGACUGCAAUCAGACUAUUGGGUUCCUCAGCGGUAGCGGAGAUGAAGGAUUUGGCAAUACUUGUGGGUGUGUGCGGGCUACUGCUGAUGGCCGGGACUGUCCGAUGUGUUGUACUCAUGACGGAUCCGUUUAUGACCCGUCUGGUUGCCAUCUCUGGCCAAGGACACGCAUGCGUCGUGUACAAUGAUAGAUCUGUAAUAAGGAGGAUGAUUCUGGAAUCAGACCCUACGCUGGUACGUGAAGUGAAGCCAGCUGAUCUAACCGCCGUCGCCAAGGCAUGUCGCAAAGAGAGCGUCUCACACCGUCAAGGCCAAAGAGGUUUCAUAUAUCCAGACACAAAAUGGUGUGGUCCUGGGAACGUGGCGCUGGACUAUGAUGACCUAGGGGCAUACACGGAGGAGGACAAAUGCUGUAGAGAUCACGACCACUGUCCGGACCAACUGGAGCCCGGACAAUGCCUCUAUGGACUCUGCAACAACUCACCCUUCACCAGGUCGCACUGUGACUGCGAUGCCAGGUUCAGGCGGUGUCUGCAGUCCCUCAACACCGACACGUCCAACACUCUGGGCGCCUUGUUCUUCAAUGUCGCUCAAGUCACUUGCUUCACCGAAAGCCGACCUUGUCCGCAGCUCAUUGAACAGGAUGACCUGGAGGUGAUGGGUAACAGCUUGUGUCAGCAAAUGGAAUUCCGCCCCAGCGGUCCUUUCUCCCCACUGACGCCAUAUUACUAACACCCCUGGCUUCAUUAACGCACCGAUGUGUGUCCUGGUAGCUAAACUGGUGAAUGGUAUCCCUUAUGAAAUAUAUCCUUAGUUCUUAAUAUAAUAACAAAUAUAGUAUUUGGAUUUGAGGUUCUCACAAUGGAGGUUAUCAAGAGUUCUCUGUCUUCUGGGACAUAACGGUCCCCAAUCCGUUCAGUAAACUAACGUUUCAGGGGGACAUGUUGGCUUAUUCUUUGAACGUGAAGAGGGGGCGAAAUUUUAGUCCGAAACGUCGAUGAGCUUUCAACGGAAUACUAUAAGGCGUUAUAUCCCAGAAGAUAGAACUCUUAAUGAUGUACGUAGGCCUAUUAUACUUCAAUAUAUAUUAAGAAAUUACACGGUUUAUGUUUUCUUUAUGAUACAAGAUAUAUUUUAUUAACAUUGAAAAUGGAGAAACAAACUCUAUAUGGAUAAAACCAGACAUUCCAGUUUAGCUUUCCUGGCCUCCUGCUUUGUGUGUAUUAAACAUGUUGAUGGAAUAUUGCAUUCGCUCGGUUACAAGUUGCAACAAAUUCUGUGGGAGGAUUUAGCAGAAACGUUGUUACGCAAAUUUAUGGACUGCCAUGAAAUAUUAACCUAACAAAAUGGCAAUUCAAUAUAAACUGUUUCUAUCUAAAAUAUUUGCAGCUAUUUAAAAAUGAAAUAAUUGGAAGGCCGUUUAACAGAACUAAAUCAAUAUCUGAAAAUGUACAACUCACUCAAAUAUAUUUACACUACAUGUAGACGCCAAGCUUAGGGGUUGUAACGUAUAAUUGAUGAAUGAGUGUUAUCUUUUGUGAUAAGAACAUAAAGGACAAUAACCUCCGUUGGAGUACAUUAUUAUGCUGGGGACCAUUUUCUUGCUGAAUUUUCCCACAUCACCACUCCUUUAAUUCUUAUGUAAAACACAGUUUUUCGUAUUAUAUUAUAUCAAUACGAUUAAUUAUUGAAAGUUAGGCUACAGAUAAUUUUUAUGUAAACAGAUGUGCAACAGAAGCAGAGCACUGUAUUCCUUCUAAGAUUUGAGGCUGUCUGGAGGUGAGUAUUAAGUUUAUGAAUUUAUGGAAUGUGACGGAAUAAAAGUGUGGGCCCAAUGUUAAAAGUAUGUCAUCACCAGGGCCCGGAUUUUGAUGACAUGAAAAUAUUUAAAAAAUGAUGUAUAAAAUGACCGAAAAAAUCCAGAAA
This is a messenger RNA of Cryptotermes secundus, 1997 nucleotides long. Its product is annotated as phospholipase A2. The transcript is spliced from 6 exons. The coding region runs from base 114 to 803 and encodes 229 amino acids. Lineage: Eukaryota; Metazoa; Arthropoda; Insecta; Blattodea; Kalotermitidae. The record is from RefSeq and is a predicted model, not a curated record. Gene Ontology annotation, biological process: phospholipid metabolic process; arachidonate secretion.